AUGCAGAUACAAAAACAAGAAAACAUGAAGAGACAACAAGAACAAAAGAAGGAUUUCUGUGCACAAGUUACUGUUCAACUUAUGUUGAAGGAGAUUCAAAAGGGUUCCAAUGCUGAGAACAUUGUGUUGUCUCCAUUAUCUUACACUGCUGUACUGAACAUGACAGCAGCCGGAGCAACGGGACCUACGUUAAAACAAAUGCUUGAAUAUCUUGCAGUCGACAGUAUCGAUGAUCUGAAUUCCAAGUUCUUAGCUAUGGCUGCUAUAGCCACGAGCAAUAAGGGUGAUGGGGGUCCUGAUGUGUGCUUCCUUAGUGCACUCUGGCUAAAAGAAACACUUCGUCUCAAAAAGUCUUACCAAGAACUAGUUAAGAAUGUCUACAAGACAACAGCAAAAUAUGUUGAUUUUGGACGAAAGAUAUGA
Molecule: messenger RNA, 423 nt
Organism: Lycium ferocissimum
Lineage: Eukaryota; Viridiplantae; Streptophyta; Magnoliopsida; Solanales; Solanaceae
Product: serpin-ZX-like
Exons: 2
Coding region: 1-423 (140 amino acids)
Molecular function (GO): serine-type endopeptidase inhibitor activity
Source: RefSeq, a predicted model, not a curated record